Molecule: messenger RNA, 1277 nt
Organism: Musa acuminata AAA Group (dessert banana)
Lineage: Eukaryota; Viridiplantae; Streptophyta; Magnoliopsida; Zingiberales; Musaceae
Exons: 1
Coding region: 258-1103 (281 amino acids)
Source: RefSeq, a predicted model, not a curated record
GGCUAUCUGCAGUAACAAGGAGCAAAACAACACCUUACACCAGGAAAGCCUGCACACCAUCCAAAGCUUCUCAUCACAAAAUCCAACCCAACACCAACACUUGCAUUGCGAAAUUACAUACUACACCUUCAAGCAAACCCAGCAAUAAAAACCACCUCUUCCUCCUCCCACCCCUCAAAAAUACCCCAUCCACACUAAGGCUUCUCUCCACUCUCGGUUGGUUGGCUUUAUUUCUUCUGUGUUUGGCCGUCGCUGUCAUGGCGACGGGGUGGGUUAAGUCGCUGCACUGCAAGUCCAACGCCGUGGACGACGUCGUCUACCCCCGGACGCCGUCUUCGUCUUCUGCUAAGAAGCCGCUGCUUUCCUCCGUCUACUGCGGCCACACCUCCCACGCCGUUAAGGACGUCUUCCCUUUUCCUAAAUGCCCCUCCUCCUCCUCGCUCCCUAAGAAGCGCCGGCCUAAGACGGGGCGCAAGCCCAAACCGGGGCUUGCUCACCCAGCCGCCUCGCCCGCGGCGGGGCUCGUCGGGCCCGCCCGCUCAGACCCCUUCCCGACACUGGCGGAGCUGCCCGCCGGCCACUCCUCGCGACGGGUGGUGGAGAUCAUCUUCAGCUCGAGCUGGUCCUCCUCCUCGUCCGGUGCCGCCGCCGCGUUCCCGGGCGAGAUCGAGAUGCUGUUCCGGGUCCACAACCCGGUGCGGACGGUGGCCCGUUUCGAGGAGCACCGGGCGGCCGUCCGCGCGGGGGCCUCCCGGUCCGACGACGCCCGGUGCGCCGCCGACGGCAAUGAGAUGAUGCGGUUCCACUGCGGGGUCGGCGGGGGAGUCGUGUACGACGCCGGGGUGGCGUGCAGCGUGAUGCGGUCAGCGGGGAAGAAGCUGGUGGGCGUCCGGACCUUCGCGGGGAGCGGCGGCGCGCACGCUAGCGGGGGCGGCGGGGCGGGGCGGAGGGCGAUGCUGGUGUGCCGAGUCAUCGCGGGCCGGGUCAGGGCCGAGUCAGACACCGAGUCACAGGUCGAGUCGGUGAGCCUAGGGGACGGGGAGCUCGUGGUAUUCGAUCCCAUGGCGGUGCUCCCUUGUUUCCUCAUCAUCUACAAGCUCUAAGCUCACAGCAACCAUUCCUCUUUCUUUGUCCUCAAAAAGUUUCUUCUUUUCUUGUGGCGAUUCUCCAACUCGGGUUACCGAGUCGGCGGUCCCAACUGACCAAAGCGUGUUUGGUGGUGUAAAAGCUUCUCCUUUCCCGUUCCAAUGGGUAUAGAAUUAACCUUUCUUCCUCUA